Molecule: messenger RNA, 741 nt
Organism: Capsicum annuum
Lineage: Eukaryota; Viridiplantae; Streptophyta; Magnoliopsida; Solanales; Solanaceae
Product: NAC domain-containing protein 2-like
Exons: 1
Coding region: 1-741 (246 amino acids)
Biological process (GO): regulation of DNA-templated transcription
Molecular function (GO): DNA binding
Source: RefSeq, a predicted model, not a curated record
AUGAAAUUUCAGCAAUAUAAUGAAAGAGAUCUCUUAAGCUAUUUACAGAAAUUCGUUUGUGGAAUGCCUAUUGAAUGCCAUGAUAUUCGACAUAUAGACUUGUAUGGUAUCAAGAAGCCGCCAUGGGAAUUAUUCAAAGGCUUAUUACGUAGUGAAGGGAAGACGGGUACUGAUCAGCUAAACUAUUUCUUUACUCCGUUGAAGAAGAAAUCUGUGAAAGGUAGAAACUUCAACAGGACAAUUGCUGGGGUGGGUCAAUGGAAGGGACGUGACAUUAGUAAAGAAAUUUAUGAUAAAGAAGGAUCGGUGAUUGGAUCCAAAAGAACUUUUCGUUUUGAUGAAGAAAGUAGCAGAAGUGACAAUAAUCAACUAACCGUGUACUGGAUUAUGAAAGAAUACUCUCUUGACGAAACCAUAGUGGACAAGUUAAGACAACGUGAUGAAAUUCAAAAGGAAGACUAUGUUGUGUGUAGCAUUAUGAGGAAGGUUAGUUCGCGUAAAAGCUCUCAGGAUGUCCCCUCGAAAGCCGAGAAUGAAGUUUCCAAUCAUCAUCAUCGUGAUAAUGUCCCAAGUUCAUCAGCAGAGACAUGUCGCCCGUGGCCGUACCAUGAUGCUGCAGAAAUUCGUAGUCUGCCACCAUUGGAUGGACCGUUUCGAUCGUUGAACGAAGAAGACUUGGCUCUCUUUGAAAAACCUGAUCCUGGAUAUCCACAGGCAUAUCAGAACAAGAAAUUAGAAUGA